Molecule: messenger RNA, 1208 nt
Organism: Hemibagrus wyckioides
Lineage: Eukaryota; Metazoa; Chordata; Actinopteri; Siluriformes; Bagridae
Gene: utp11
Product: UTP11 small subunit processome component
Exons: 8
Coding region: 116-874 (252 amino acids)
Biological process (GO): rRNA processing
Cellular component (GO): small-subunit processome; nucleolus
Source: RefSeq, a predicted model, not a curated record
UAUCUUAAAGAAGAGAGACGCAUAUACACGUGUGUUGACACAGUUCACUGUAACCUUAGUUAUUUUAGCUGUGUGUUUGAGGCGGCUGUAAGCGUGUGUGGUAACCCUAACAGACAUGUCUUCAUUCAGAAAAGCGCUCAAAUCCAAACAGCGGGAUCACAAAGAGCGAUCUCAGCCUGGAUUCAGGAAACAUCUGGGACUCUUGGAGAAGAAGAAGGACUACAAACUCCGUGCAGAUGACUACCAUCGAAAACAGAAAACCCUUAAUGCCUUGCGCAAGAAGGCUCUGGACAAGAACCCGGAUGAAUUCUACUACAAAAUGAUCAACACUCAAUUAAAGGAUGGAAAGCAUGUGAUUAAACAGAAAGAGGAAGAGAUGACAGAGGAACAGAAGAAAAUCAUGCGGACUCAGGACAUCGGAUAUGUGGAAAUGAAGAGGGUGGCCGAGUCUAAGAAAAUUGAAAGAUUAAAGUCUGAACUGCAUCUUCUGGAUGUUGAGAGUAAACAGAAAAACUCGCAUGUCUUUUUUGUGGACACCAAAAAAGAAGUGGAGGAUUUUAACUUGGCCACACACCUGAACACGGUGCCAGAGCUGGUAAACAGAGCCUAUAACAGACCUACACUGGACACACUGAUGAACAAGAGCAUCCUGGGAGCUGUCACACCAAAGAAUAUAGAGAAACUGGCCAAACAGCGAAAGGUUCGCUAUGCUGAACUGUCCCAACGUAUUGACCGAGAGAAGAAGAUGUUCGUCAUCAGUCAGAAGAUCCAGACCCGCAAAGACCUUCAGGACAAGAACAAGAAAGUAAAAGUGAAGAAUGAGACAUCCACUGCUCCUGCCAUCUACAAAUUUGAGACCAAAAGGAAAAGAUAACACACUUUCCCAACACCAUCAAGAGAGACACUCACAUUUAAAACAAUACACAGCUGAGCUUAAGCCCGAGCCCGAGCCUGAGCCUGAGUUGAUGUGUAUGCUGUACAGUAAGCAUACAUAUACUGGGCUUUCAGAUCGAUUGGGGAAGUGAUAUGAUGGCUAACUGGGGAUUUAUUUUGGGUUACACUGCCCACUUCCAACACACACAAGCAGGAAAUUGGUUGUAACCUUCAUUUUUUGAAAGGCUGCUGUUUUGUAAUGUUUGUAUAUAGCUAUUCUAAUAGAGCUUGCUAUGGUUGUGGUUUGUACUGAAAUAAAACCUUGUGUAAAAACA